Molecule: messenger RNA, 1596 nt
Organism: Aspergillus homomorphus CBS 101889
Lineage: Eukaryota; Fungi; Ascomycota; Eurotiomycetes; Eurotiales; Aspergillaceae
Product: MFS transporter
Exons: 4
Coding region: 56-1492 (478 amino acids)
Biological process (GO): spermine transport; spermidine transport; transmembrane transport
Molecular function (GO): spermidine transmembrane transporter activity; spermine transmembrane transporter activity
Source: RefSeq, a predicted model, not a curated record
CCUGUCAAGUCAAGAUGAUUAUCAGUAAACUACGGACGUCUUUUGCAUACCAGCCAUGGAGUCCGCCAGCUUGGACAGUAAUGAGCCCAAGAGGGUGUCCGUCACCUCCCCGGAACUCCCUGAAUGGGCAUUCGACCCAGCCAACGCCCAGAAUUGGAGUUUUGGGAAGAAGAUCUACAACACUGCCGUGCCGUCGAUUCUGUGUCUUCUGAUAUCAUUCGGACUCGCCAUCUACUCCCCUUCUCACGCUCAUGUUCAAGCCGCCUUCCACACCUCCACCACGAAAUCGCUUUUGCCCUUCACCAUGUACGUCUACGGACUGGCGUUUGGGCCCAUGAUCGCCGCCCCAAUCAGCGAGACCUAUGGCCGGCGCUUCAUUUAUCUCGUUAUGACCCCCUUAGCCAUGGUGUUCAUUCUGGGAGCUGGCUUCUCCAACAAUCUGGCUGGGCUCGCGGUGUGCCGCCUGCUGGCGGGGACGUUCAUCGCCGCUCCGCUGGCCGUCGGGGCUGGCACGAUCAUGGACAUGUGGAGCGGCCCGGCCACCGGGCGCGGCGUGAUGAUUCUCAUGACCAUCGCCUUCUUGGGUCCAGCGAUUGGAUCUCUGGUUGGGGGCUGGGUAGCCGAGUACAAGGAAUGGCGCUGGUCGCAGUGGGUAACGCUGUUUCUGGGGGCCGCCUGCUGGGCCUUCAGCAUGGGCGCAAAGGAGUCCUAUUCCCACCCGAUCCUCCAUCGUCGCGCCGUUAAACUGGGGUUGCCCCCCCCUCCGAGCCUGAUUCCAGGAGGGCUGGCCGGCGUACGCAUGAUGCUCACAGUGACCCUGGCGCGACCGGUCUAUAUGCUGCUGACCGAGCCUAUCGUGGCUCUGUGCUCACUUUACUCCUCGCUCAACUUCUCCGUCCUCUUCUGCUUCCUUGCCUGCAUACCCCUCAUCUAUACGGAUGUCUACGGCUUCUCGCAGGGCCAGUGCGGGCUCGUUUUUAUCUCCCUAGCUCUGGGGUGCUCUAUCGGCUGUCUGGGCCUGCUCGCAACGGACCAAUACACCAUGGCCCAGCACCGACGACGCCAUCCUGAUGGGCUCGUCCAACCCCCGCCGGAACGAGUUCUGUGGGCGGCGAUGUUGGCUAGCCCGUUGAUGCCGGCUGCAUUGUUCUGGUUCGCGUGGACGUCGACUCGCCAUGUCCACUGGAUGUGCAGCAUUGUGGCCGUUGGGCUUUUUGGCUGCUCCAACCUCAUGAUCUUCGUGUCAACUGCCCUCUAUUUGACGAGAGUCUACGGAGCAAAGUUCGGCGCCUCGGCGUUGGCCGCCAAUGGCCUGCUUCGAUACGGUAUCGGCGGCUCAUUUCCUCUUUUCACUUUGGCCAUGUAUCACAAUCUGGGUUAUAGCUGGGCGUCGAGCUUAUUGGGGUUUUUGGCCGUGGCCUUUGCGCCUCUGCCGUGGAUGUUCUUCCGCUGGGGAAGCCAGAUCCGCAAACACAGCGCUUAUACAUCGUGAUAGAAGAGUAGAAAGGCACAGGAAAGGGGCCGAUCGUUAUACACGGGGUGUGGGAAUUCAGGUUCAAGUUUAUUUGUCAUAUAGAUUUAGUAAUAUCACGCAUG